Molecule: messenger RNA, 2120 nt
Organism: Peromyscus californicus insignis
Lineage: Eukaryota; Metazoa; Chordata; Mammalia; Rodentia; Cricetidae
Product: ATP-binding cassette sub-family G member 3-like
Exons: 16
Coding region: 132-2120 (662 amino acids)
Cellular component (GO): plasma membrane
Molecular function (GO): ATP binding; ATP hydrolysis activity; ABC-type transporter activity
Source: RefSeq, a predicted model, not a curated record
CGGAAGCAGAGGCUCCAGGACGCUGAGGGGCAGAAACCAGAGCCCCGGGGAGAAGUUGCAGCUCUCCUCCCGUCCUGUGCACAAGGAGACUGGGCCCCUGCGUCUGACCCUGGAAGGAAGAACCUCUGGAGAUGUCUUCCAAUGAUGACCCUGUUGCAAUGCCAAUGAUAGAAAGAAAUCCCAGUGACCUUCCUGGAAUGGACACCGGUGAUCUGGACACACAGACUGGAGAGGCUGUGUUGAGUUUUCAUAACAUCAGCUAUCGAGAGACGGUGCAGAGUGGAUUUCCAUUUCGUAAAAAAACACGUGUGAUAGAAAGACUGUCUAAUAUCAAUGGGAUCAUGAGACCUGGCCUCAAUGCCAUCAUGGGACCUGAAGAUGGGAGCCGAUCUUGGUUACUAGAUGUUUUAGCUGCAAAGAAAGAUCCACAUGGAUUAUCAGGAGAUAUUUUGAUAAAUGGAAAACCUCAACCUGCUAAUUUCAAAUGUACUUCUGGUUAUGUACCACAAAAUGACGUGGUGAUGCACACGGUGACUGUGAGAGACAAUAUAGAGUUCUCAGCGGCUCUUCGACUCCCAAUGACUGUAACAAGAGAUGAAAGAAGAAGGCGAAUUGAUGAGAUCCUUGAACUUCUGCAUCUGGAUAAAGUGGCAAAUGUCAAGCCUAGAUCUAAAGAGCUCAGGAAAAGGACCAGUAUAGCAAUGGAGCUGGUUGCUGAGCAUCCCAUCUUAUUCUUGGAUGAUCCCACCACUGGCUUAGACUUGGUAACUACAGUAGAUGUCAUCUUGGUUAUGAAAAGGAUGUCUAUGAGGGGACAGACAAUCAUCUUCUCCAUUAAUCAGGCUCAGUACUCCAUCUUCAGAUUUUUUGAUAGCCUCACCUUAGUGGCCUCAGGAAAAGUCAUGUAUCACGGGCCUGCACAAGAAGCGCUGGAGUACUUCACAUCCGCAGGUUAUGAAUAUGAUUCCCAGAACAACCCUGAGUUCUUCUUCCUGGACAUCAUUAAUGGAGGUUUCCCUGCUAUAUUAGACACAGAGGAAUACAAUCAUGCUGCCGACAAAUAUACAGAGCUUUCUGAGAGACAGCACCAAGUCACAGAAAAAUUAGCCAACAUGUAUGCCCAGUCCUCCUUAUGCAGAGAAACGAGAACUGAACUGGAUUUACUCUUGGGGGAACAGAGGGCAGGGAGGAUCUCAGCCUUGGAGGAGAUCACGUGUGUCACCCCUUUCUGGCAUCAGCUCGGGUGGAUUAUCUUUCGUUCAUUCAAAAAUUUCCAGGAUUUUACAUGGAUCACUAUAAUUCGGCUAAUUAUCACAGUCAUACUGGCUGUGAUUGUGGGUACCACUUUCCGUGUCCUAAGAAGUGAUUGUACAGAAGUCCAGGCCAGAGCCAGCCUGCUCUUCUUGCUCACAGGCUUUGAAUGUGUCAGGAGCUUGUCUACCAGGCAGCUCUUCAUGAUCGACUGGGAUCGCUUUCUACAUGAGCAUACCAGUGGAUACUACAGAGUGCCACCAUAUUUCCUUGGGAAAUUGCUGGGUGAGCUGGUACCCAGGUUGUUAUUACCAAGUAUUAUAUUUACUGUUAUAGUAUUCAUCAUAGUAGGAGUAAGAACAGAUGUGAAUGGUUUCUUCACUAUGAUAUUUACCAUCAUGAUGUUGGCUUGUUCUGCCAGUUCCCUGUCUCUGUCUUUAAAAACAAGGGAGAAUGCAGCAGCUGUACCAAUACAACUCAUGGCUGUCUAUUUUAUAUUCAUGCUGUAUAUCUCAGGUCCGUCACUAUAUUCAGGAAACUUACUAGCUGGACUUUCAUGGAUUCAAUACUUUAACAUUCCUCAUUACGGAUUUACAGCUUUGCUGUAUAAUGAAUUCCUGGGACAAAACUUCUGUCCAGAACAUAACACAGCAGAAAUCAGUAGAUGUCAGAACUAUGUAAUAUGUACUGGUGAAGAAUUCUUGACAAUCCAGGGUAUCGAUCUCUCAUCAUGGAGUUUCUGGAAGAAUCACGUGGCCUUAGCUUGUAUAAUGAUUAUCCUCUUUUCAAUUACCUAUGUACAAUUAUUAGUUCUUAAGAAAAAGAGACAUUUUUUAAAAUCACUCAGUCACCAGAAUGCAAGGCACUGA